AAAUCAGUUCUGUAUGAAAUUUUAACCAGUUUGUUUUGUACUUUAUUUCAUCAACAAAAUGCCGAAAGCCGAUAUGCUCAUGAAGCUGCUGAAAAGCAACAACAAAGGCUUCAAUACAGUCUUACAGCAGGUGAAAAUUAUCUCUGCGAGUGAUGGAAAUUGCCAAGCCACUUUUAAGGUGUCACCUGAUAGUGUUAACAUGUUUGGUACUUUGCAUGGAGGCAUUUCUGCAACAUUAGUGGAUGUUAUUUCCAGUUUAGCUUUAAAAUCACAUCCACUUGGUGAUAGGAAAAGUGUGUCCACUGAUAUACACAUGACUUAUUUAAAGUCUGCUGCUAUUGGAGAAGAGAUACUGAUUAAUGUUAAACCAUUAAAAGUUGGAAAGCAAAUUGCACAGCUCUAUGUGGAAAUCUUAAACAAUGCAAAUAAAGAUUUGCUGGUCAAGGGGAUGCACACAAAGUUCUUGAUGGCUGAUAAAAUAAAGGAUAUUAUGAAACUGAAUAGACGCAUGCAACUUGUUUUUCUGAUUGUUAUUGGUUCACAAUUAAUUAACAAAAUGCCUAAGGCAGAUUUUAUUAUGAAGAUGAUUAACCAGUGCAAGGGCUUUGAUGCCCUCACUAAAAAUGUGAAAUAUUUGUCUGCUAACAAUGGUAAUUGCCAGGCUACCUUGAAAGUAGAACCUGAACACACAAAUCCUUUAGGUGGGCUACAUGGAGGUUUCUCUGCAACCCUUGUCGAUAUAGUUUCUAGCAUGGCUUUAGUCACACAUAAGUAUGGAGAAGUACCUAGUGUAUCAGUGGACAUGCACAUGUCGUACUUAAAGUCAGCAACUGUUGGUGAUGAAUUAGUUAUAAAUGCAAAAACUUUGAGGGUUGGGAAAACCUUGGCCUUCUUGGAGGUUGAAAUUUUGAAUAAUGCCACCAAAGAUUUGUUAGUCAAGGGCAGUCACACAAAAUUCCUGAUGAAACCUAAAUAAACUAAACAUCGUAUCUU
Nicrophorus vespilloides is the source of this 993-nucleotide messenger RNA. RefSeq lists its product as uncharacterized. Bases 59 to 976 code for a protein of 305 amino acids. The record is from RefSeq and is a predicted model, not a curated record. NCBI's taxonomy places the organism in Eukaryota, Metazoa, Arthropoda, Insecta, Coleoptera, Silphidae. The transcript is spliced from 7 exons. Gene Ontology annotation, molecular function: fatty acyl-CoA hydrolase activity.